This is a messenger RNA of Didymodactylos carnosus, 219 nucleotides long. Lineage: Eukaryota; Metazoa; Rotifera; Eurotatoria; Philodinida; Philodinidae. The record is from the annotation of a GenBank genome assembly.
AUGGCCGAUACCUUGAAGUACAGAAUUGGAAAAAUUUAUCUUGAAGAAAACGAAGUCACAUUGAAUCAAAUUGAUAUUGAAAAACAAAUUCAAUCGUUAAAAGAACAAAAACAUGAAGCCGAUGAAAGAAAACGUGACGCAGAAACAGCAACAAGUCUGAGCAAUGAUCUCCAGCGUCAAAUUAUUGAAUUAACAAACAAGAAGCAACGUACAUUCUGA